AACACAUUCCCAUGGCUACUCUCAGGAUUGCUACUUUCGUUUUCUUUGUGUUAUUAGGUCUAGGUAUAUCUUCUGCUACCAGAGUCCUCCUCUCUCGUGAAGAAGAGGUUACUCACUCUCUGACAAAUGGCCAUGUUGCUGAACUUGGCGUUGGAGCUCAUAUUGGCGCUGGUGUUGGUGGGGGAUAUGGUGGUGGAGGCGGCUCAGGAGGUGGUGGUGGAUAUGGAAAUAUAGGAGAAGGUGGUGGUGCUGGUUCUGGAGAAGGUGGUGGUGCUGGUUCUGGAGAAGGUAGUGGGUAUGGAGGCGCAGCUGGUCAUGGUGGUGGCGGAGGCAGCGGUGCUGGUGGGGGAGCUGGUGGAUAUGGAGGCGGGGCUGGUGAAGGUGGUGGAGCUGGAUAUGGUAGUGGUGGAGGAAAUGGUGGUGGAGGGGGUGGUGGAAGUGGUGGUGGUGGAGGUGCUGGUGGAGGUGGUGCUGGUGGCUCUGGAUAUGGAGGUGGUUCAGGAAAAGGAUCAGGAGGUGGGUAUGGUGGUGGUGGUGCAGGUGGCGCUGGAGGAGGAGGAGGUGGUGGGAGUGGUGGAGGAGGAGGUGGUUCUGGUGGUGGGGGUUAUGGAAGUGGUGGAGGACAAGGAGGGGGUUAUGGUGGAGGAGCAGGAGGUGCUGGGGGUGGUGGUGGCGGUGGCUCUGGUGGGGGAGGUGGUGGUGGGUAUGGUGCAGGAGGUGCACACGGAGGUGGCUAUGGGGCAGGCGGUGGAAGUGGUCAAGGUGGCGGCUAUGGUGGUGGCCAUGCCCCUUAAAGUCGAGGAUACCUUAUCCUUGUUAUACUUCCACAAAACCUUAAGCCAAAGCGUAUGUUUUUUCAAUAGUAUGAAAAAUAAGGUUGAAUUGGGGUAAUAAAAAGGGGUAUGAUCGUGCAUGUGGCGCAAGAAGUUAUAUAUGUAUUUACAUAAAUAUGAAUGUUAAUUUGAAUGAAGUUAAGUAUGUGAAA
Messenger RNA from Mangifera indica (mango), 985 nucleotides. RefSeq names its product glycine-rich protein DOT1-like. The coding region runs from base 12 to 794 and encodes 260 amino acids. The record is from RefSeq and is a predicted model, not a curated record. The transcript has a single exon. NCBI's taxonomy places the organism in Eukaryota, Viridiplantae, Streptophyta, Magnoliopsida, Sapindales, Anacardiaceae.